This is a messenger RNA of Melanotaenia boesemani (Boeseman's rainbowfish), 3465 nucleotides long. RefSeq names its product glucosamine (UDP-N-acetyl)-2-epimerase/N-acetylmannosamine kinase (gene gne). NCBI's taxonomy places the organism in Eukaryota, Metazoa, Chordata, Actinopteri, Atheriniformes, Melanotaeniidae. The transcript has 14 exons. Gene Ontology annotation, molecular function: N-acylmannosamine kinase activity; hydrolase activity, hydrolyzing O-glycosyl compounds; UDP-N-acetylglucosamine 2-epimerase activity. The coding region runs from base 361 to 2664 and encodes 767 amino acids. Gene Ontology annotation, biological process: UDP-N-acetylglucosamine metabolic process. The record is from RefSeq and is a predicted model, not a curated record.
AGUGUGUCCAACCUAAUGGGUGGCAAGCUCAUGUGUUACUGACUUUACUGAAAAACAACAACAAAAUAAAAUGAAUAUUUUUUUUUAUACAUUUUUGUUCUAGUCUGUUUUAUGAAUUAUUCAAGGUAAGACAAAGUAUUUUAAAACGAUUCAAGGAGUGGGGACAAAAAAGCUUUUCAUCAGUCUUUGGUGUAUCCAAGAACCUUUAAAACUUCGCAAGUUUCUGCAACUUGAUGUCACACAUCCUGCAGUGGGAUUAAUCAUUGCUAAAACACCACACUUUAGUGUCGUCCCUGAUCUGUUAACUGUGCAUGCUUGGCACCUCUAGAAGACUUUGUCAGCAUGUGUUCCUGAUGUUAAAUGUAUAGCAUUUUUAGUGUAGUUUUGUUGUGUGUUUUCAUGCUUCAAACUCUGAAAACUUGGAAGGCCCAAGAGCUGUACUCUCUGAGAAUGCAAAGGAGCAGAGAAAAGAUGGAUAGAGAUAAGAUGGAAGAAGAGACGCAUCAGUGUGAGAAGAAGUUAAGAGUGUGUGUCGCAACAUGCAACAGAGCAGAUUACUCCAAGUUGGCCCCCAUCAUGUUUGGGAUCAAAUCCCACCCUGAUGAGUUUGAUCUGGAAGUUGUGGUGCUCGGUUCACAUCUCAUUGAUGAUUAUGGGAACACUUUUCGUAUGAUUGAGCAGGAUGACUUUGACAUUGGCUCUAAGCUUCACACUAUUGUUAGAGGAGAAGAUGAAGCAGCCAUGGUGGAAAGUGUUGGGCUGGCAUUGGUGAAACUCCCUGACGUCCUGCAGAGACUGCGCCCUGACAUCCUGGUUGUGCACGGUGACCGUUUUGACGCUCUUGCUCUGGCAACUGCUGCAGCCCUGAUGAAUAUUAGAAUACUUCACUUGGAGGGAGGAGAGGUCAGUGGUACAAUUGAUGAUUCAAUCCGUCAUGCUAUUAGUAAAUUGGCUCAUUAUCAUGCCUGCUGUACACGCAUGGCAGAGCAGCACCUCAUCGCCAUGUGUGAGGACCACUCUCGCAUCCUUCUGGCUGGAUGCCCCUCAUACGAUAAGCUGCUGCUGACUCAUCACAGAGAUGACUACAUGGAUAUCAUCAAGAGCUGGUUAGGUGACAAGGUGCAGGACCAUGACUAUAUUGUGGCAUUGCAGCACCCUGUCACCACAGACAUCCAGCAUUCCAUUAAAAUCUAUGGACUGAUGCUGGACGCAUUGCUCUCCUUCAAUAAGAGGACACUCAUCCUCUUUCCUAACAUUGAUGCUGGAAGUAAGGAGAUGGUGCGUGUCAUGCGAAAGAAAGGCAUCGAGCAGCACCCCAACUUUCGGGCAGUGAAGCACAUUCCCUUUGAGCAGUUCAUCCAGCUUGUCUGCCAUGCUGGCUGUAUGAUUGGAAACAGCAGCUGUGGAGUUCGAGAAGCGGGAGCCUUUGGUACGCCAGUCAUUAAUCUGGGAACAAGGCAAACAGGAAGAGAGACUGGUGAAAACGUUCUACAUGUCAGAGAUGCUGACACUCAGAAUAAAAUCUACCACGCCCUGGAGCUGCAGUUUGGAAAGAGAUACCCCUGUUCAAAGAUUUAUGGUGACGGCAACGCGGUGUCUCGUAUUCUCAAGUUUCUGCAUACGAUUGACUUGGACGAGCCCCUCCAGAAGACCUUCUGCUUCCCUCCUGUGAAAGACCCCAUCUCUCAGGACAUUGAUCAUAUUCUGGAGACCCAGUGCGCUCUAGCUGUUGAUCUGGGAGGGACCAACCUCAGAGUAGCAAUUGUCUGCAUGAGGGGCAAGAUAGUGAAGAAAUACACUGACACUAAUCCAAAGACUUUUGAAGAGAGGAUGUGUCUUCUAUUAAAGAUGUGCAGAAAUGCCAAGCUGGAUGCUGUGUCCCUCAACUGUAGGGUGCUUGGUGUUGGAAUUUCCACGGGUGGACGUGUCAACCCACAAGAAGGUGUCGUCCUACACUCCACCAAACUGAUCCAGGAGUGGUCGUCUGUGAACCUGAGGGCGCCCAUCUCAGACGCCCUGCACCUGCCUGUUUGGGUGGACAAUGAUGGGAACUGCGCUGCUCUGGCUGAGAGAAAGUUUGGCCAUGGCAAGGGAGUGGAAAACUUUGCCUGUGUUAUAACAGGGACAGGUAUUGGAGGAGGGAUCAUCCAUCACAAUGAACUGGUCCAUGGCAGUACCUUUUGUGCUGCCGAACUGGGUCACAUUAUAGUUUCACUGGAAGGUCCAGAGUGUUCGUGUGGCAACCAUGGCUGCAUAGAAGCAUAUUCAUCAGGCAUGGCCCUGCAGAGAGAGGCCAAAAGGCUGCAUGACGAGGAGCUGCUAAAGGUGGAAGGGAUGGAUAUUAAGCUCUCUGAGCCAAUCACGGCUGCUCACCUCAUCAGUGCUGCCAGAAUGGGGAACUCCAAAGCAGAUGCUGUCCUACAUAAAGCAUCCACAGCACUUGGUGUGGGGAUCAUAAACAUUCUCCACAUAGUCAACCCCUCACUGGUGAUUCUGUCUGGAGUCUUGGCCUCUUACUACCAGGCACCAGUACAGCAAGUCAUCUCAGAGAGAGCUCUCUUGUCAGCCCAGGAAACCAAGGUUGUUACAUCAGACCUAGAAGAGCCCGCCUUACUUGGAGCUGCUAGCAUGGUGUUAGACUACGCAACAAGAAGGAUAUAUUGAAGUUGAUUCUGGACAUAUUAUGACACAUUUAAUUUUUAUCAUAGCCAUUGACCAAAGCAAAAUGAAGUUGCAUUUUUAUAAUGCACAUGGGCUUGCUCACAGCAUCAUGUCACAGGUAUUGAAGGAAUGUUUAAGGAUUUUUGUGUGUGUACAUGUCCUUUUUUUGUUUGUUUGUUUGUUUGUUUGUUUGUUUUUUGGGCCCACUGAUGUUGAUGCUUUGCCAGAUCUUUAUUGCAACUUCUUGCCUUUAGUAGCUUGAUUGUAGUGAAGCUCAAGUCAUGAACUUGAGCACUGGCGACUUUCCAACCAUUUUUGUUUCUUUAAAAACACCUGGAUUACUUCUACUUUUGUUCUCUGUUUAUCUCCAGAGCGGAGCCCUGCCCUGUUAAUUUUGUUGUAUUUGAUUUGAUCUGAACCUAAAAUGAUACCCAUAUACAAAAUUCAUCAGGCUGUUCCUGUCAUCUAACACCACCAAGGACAAGUGCCACUGAAAACCAUGCAUGCCAUUAUCCUUCCACCAUCUGUUUUAAAGAUCUGUUUUGAUGCUCGAUCAGCAUUCAAAUAAUUUUUCUAGAGGUCAUAAACAAUUGAUCAUCUAACCAAAAGAAAGGUGCUGCAGAAUACAACAAAGUUUUUCUAGUGUUUGUGAUUCCUGAAGCUCUUAGCUCAUCAGAAUUACUGUCAUCCACCAUUGUUGUCCUCUGUUGGAGUCCAGGCCUAUUUUUGUUACUUAACCUACUAGUGUUCCUUUUCAUCUAAAAUGUAACUGAUUUGAAAACCAUUAUCCCAUUGGACUUUUUU